UGAUGUUGUGCCGCGAUAAAAUGUCUGCGAAAAAUAUGGAUCAUCAAACAUCGCACAUUAUAGGAUAAUGAUGAUUCGUGAAAAAAUAGUGCAAAAGUUUUGGGAUGUUCUCCACUUUCUGUGUUACGAUCCAAAACGGCUGGUGAGAAUCAUCGUGCUCAGCAUUUGCAGUGUUGUUGUGAUAUUUCAGCUCACGGAAUGCUUCCACAAGUUGAUCAAUCCACCCAUAUCGACCCAUUCGAAGUUCGACUUGAACGAGUCGAUGUCCUAUCCGGCGAUCACAUUCUGCCGGAAUCCCCCGUACAAAGCCGAUGUGAUGAAACAAUACAAUCUAACGCAGCAUCCCAAGUAUGCGAAUGCCUUCAGCAAUUUCGAUUUUAGUCAAGCGACGCUUGACGACCUGUUUCGGGACGCAACGUACAAUGAGAGUGAAUUUUUCAUGCAAUAUGGACUGAACGAAUUGAAGGAGAAUGUCGAAGUGAUCAGUAGUAUGCACCUAGAUAUGGGCCAGUGUUUUACAUUGAAUCCACUAACAACUACGACCCAUUCGUGGAAGGACUAUGGCUAUUCGGUUCUAUUGCAGCAUGACAUCAAGGAUGAGACGUACUACUUGGGCGAAGAAUUGCCCGGCUGGCACGUGUUCAUCCACGACCCGACGGAAGGAUUCGCAGAAAAUCGUAUGCAAUCAUCCGGCCGCGUUGAAUAUCUUUUCAUGGAGGUUGAUGAGGAGAUCGAAAUCAAGCUCACCACGCAGCAUUUUUUCAUGCUUCCCAGCGAUGAAAAUUUGUGCGCCACCGAAAUGGAAAUGAGCUCUACAAGGUGUGGUGAACUGUGUCACUGGCGCCACGUGAUCAGCAUCGUUGGCUGUACUGGUCCUUGGAUGGCGGCCGAUGGAGUAGAACUUUGCGACACGGCCAACGAAACGCAACAGCUAAUCAAGCACUACAAACGGCUGGAAGAUCUGGACGGUCGCGUUUGUGGCUGCUAUCAACCGUGCUCAACUACCAUCUUUACGGCUUAUGUAAUGAACAGGAAGGACUACAGCAUCGAUGUCCCGUCAGGACAGCUUUGGUUGUAUUACACUUCGAAAAUGGUGACGAUCAUCGAGGAAUUCCACAGCUACGAUCUGACGCAGUUCGUGGCUGACUUGGGAGGAUCGCUAGGCUUCCUGUUGGGUCUUUCGGUGCUCGGGCUGAUAGGACUGUUGGAGAAGAUCGUUGCGCUGUUGUUCAUUCGCAACUUGAUUGCUGAAAAAAGAAACCGAACCAACGAGAGAAAGUCCAAGCCGUCAAACGAAAAGGGAAUUGAGAAUUCCGACGAUCCGUGCCAAAAUUGUAGCACCACGGAGUGCAGUGACACAACGCUGGCAGUUGCAGAUGUCAAGAAAUAAUCGUCAAAUUAAGCGUAUCAUUUUUGCAACAUGUCUAAUAUUUAGAUUAACGUUCGUUUAGAGAAUUAAGAUGACCCCCUGUCAUAAAUAUAUUUACGCAAAUGUCCCUGAACAAA
Messenger RNA from Armigeres subalbatus, 1506 nucleotides. RefSeq lists its product as uncharacterized. Lineage: Eukaryota; Metazoa; Arthropoda; Insecta; Diptera; Culicidae. The transcript is spliced from 6 exons. Gene Ontology annotation, biological process: sodium ion transmembrane transport. The coding region runs from base 68 to 1390 and encodes 440 amino acids. Gene Ontology annotation, cellular component: plasma membrane. Gene Ontology annotation, molecular function: ligand-gated sodium channel activity. The record is from RefSeq and is a predicted model, not a curated record.